Molecule: messenger RNA, 1011 nt
Organism: Chanos chanos (milkfish)
Lineage: Eukaryota; Metazoa; Chordata; Actinopteri; Gonorynchiformes; Chanidae
Gene: gpr184
Product: G protein-coupled receptor 184
Exons: 1
Coding region: 1-1011 (336 amino acids)
Biological process (GO): negative regulation of G2/M transition of mitotic cell cycle; G1/S transition of mitotic cell cycle; G protein-coupled receptor signaling pathway
Cellular component (GO): membrane
Molecular function (GO): G protein-coupled receptor activity
Source: RefSeq, a predicted model, not a curated record
AUGAAUAAGACAAAUGAAACAUCUUCAAAUCAUACCUGCGUGACGAUAGGAGCAAGUCCCAUCAGUGACCUGCUGAUGGCCAUUUACAUUUUGGCCUUUACUUUAGGGCUGGUCUUCAACCUGAUCACCAUCGGCCCUAUAGUCCAACAAAUACAAAGCAAAAAUGUCCUUGGCGUAUACUUGCUAAACCUGUCUAUUUCCGACCUGCUGUAUGUAUUCACGAUGCCUCUGUGGAUCUAUUAUUACUCAAACGACCACAAGUGGGAUUUGGGACAAUAUGUUUGCAGUCUGGCCGGUUUUUUCUAUUACACCAACAUGUAUCUCAGCAUAUACCUGCUGUGUUGCAUCUCCGUCGACCGCUGCCUGGCCGUGACCUAUCCGCUGAGGUCCAAGUCUUUCCGCCAGAUGCGUCACGCCUGGGCCGUUUGCCUGAUUCUCGUGUUCGUGGUUUUGUCGCUGCACCUGGUGGUGCUUUACAUGGACAACCUCAAGGAUCCGCUGGACGACAGGGGACAGCGGUGUUACGAGACCUUUCCCAUCACCGGUCAUCUGGCCACCAUCAACCUCCUGAGGGUUUGCAUGGGGUUCCUGAUCCCCCUGCUGAUUCUGGGCGUUUCGUACUGGCGAAUCCUGAUCAAGGUCUGGCGGAGCAGCGGCGCCGACACGCAGAUCAAGAGGAAGGUGAAGGCGCUGUCGGUCGGGGUCAUCUCCAUCUUCACCAUUUGCUUCGCCCCAUACCACAUCCUUCUGCUGGUGAGGUCAAUAGCCUUCCAAGUUAUGAACACUGAAGACUACUGCGCAUUGGAACAAACCUUACACUUUCCCUUCUCCUGCACCUUGGCUUUGUCCAGUCUCAACUGUCUGGUGGACCCGCUUCUCUAUGUGCUGGUCAGCAACGGGGUAAGGGAGGACAUGAGGUUAUGUUGCUGGGGAAGGCGAGAGAGCACCCUGUCGUCGUCGGGUUCCCAAAACGGCACGAGAAAGAAUACAAAAUUAACCAGCCUAUACUAA